Messenger RNA from Penicillium macrosclerotiorum, 957 nucleotides. RefSeq names its product methyltransferase tpcM (gene tpcM). Bases 1 to 957 code for a protein of 318 amino acids. The record is from RefSeq and is a predicted model, not a curated record. Gene Ontology annotation, molecular function: S-adenosylmethionine-dependent methyltransferase activity. The transcript has a single exon. Lineage: Eukaryota; Fungi; Ascomycota; Eurotiomycetes; Eurotiales; Aspergillaceae.
AUGCUAGUGUCCUCAAAGACUGUCCUCCACGAGGUGGAUACGAACGACAAGAUCUUCGCUCAAGAUCGAGCGUUUUGGAAAAACUACAACAGCGGCCGCCCGCAAGUCCCACAAAGCUUCUUCCAGCGAAUCUACGAUUAUCACCUGUCGCAAAAUGGCGGAUUUGAUAUCGUCCACGACGCAGGAGCCGGCAAUGGCGUGCACUCGCAAGAGCUGCGCUCGAAGUUCCACCACGUCAUAAUAUCGGACGUUGCACCUGAUAACGUUCGUCAGGCAGAGGAAAGGCUGGGGAGCGAUGGAUAUAGCUACCAUCAAGGCAAGAUGGAGGAGAUUCGUGAUAUUCUGCCCGGAUCCGUCGACAUGGUAUUCGUGAUGAACGCCAUGCACUGGGCAGACCAGGAGGCAGCUAUUCAGGCGAUUGCAACCCAGCUGAAGCCCGGUGGCACCUUUGCUUGCGCUGGCUUCGGUCCCGCUCUCUUCAAUGACCGCAAGGUGCAGGAUGUAUGGGAGAGGAUCAGUCAGCAGGGCGGUCGCGUGUUGUUAAAGACGGCCGACCAACCGAUCGAUACUUUGAAUGUGAUGGCUCGCAGUCAAGACCUGUACAAUGUCGCCCCUUUGGAUGAGCGACUAUUCCGUCCAGGUGCGAGACGCAUCCACCUCAAUAUGGAGAAUGGCGGCUUGACGGGGCUGUUGCCGCCUGAGAGACAAGACGAAGUGACGGAGCCGGACCACACGGGACCGAGAGAUCUAGAGGUGUUCGAACGUGACGAGGAAUGGGGUUUUGAAAUGGAUCUUGAUGGCUUCAAAGAGCAUUUUCGUACAUUCCCCCAUGCUUUUAGAGAGCCUGAAGCGUUUACUAGUCUCUGGCAAGAAGUCGAAGACCUCCUCCAGAGUGGAAGUCGUCUUGAUGGCUACUGGCCCGCAACUCUAAUUUUGGCGACACGGGGCGAUCGUUGA